AUGCGCUUUCUCAAGUCUUUGACUUUCCGUCAUCGUAGGACAAAGUCAGAAACAUUUCUUGCUCAGGGAGAAACCUAUAGCUUCUCGAGGGACCCUUGUAUUUCUCCAGACGACCCCGGUUCAUCGUUGACAACCACAGUGGCAGCGGCGAAUUCAACCAAAACAGCUCUAAAUUUGCGUCUUCUCGAUCUUGACAUUCAAAAUCGUCGUCUUAGGGACGCCAACACUGGCUGGGCCUGCCUCAAGGCCACUCGCGAAGACCUCCUAAUCUUUCGCAGAAACCAUGCAGCGGCGGACAACAAGAAUCUCGAGCAGCUACAAGCCACUUUCGACAACGUAUUUGCCAUUAUGACCCGGCUCGGCCUAACUACGCUCACUGAAGAGUCAUUUCAAGAUGGCCUGAAAUUAGAAAUGCAGAUAAUAGAUGCCAUUCAGGAGGCUGCCGUCAUCCCAGGCAACAUUUGGACGAAAGUGAUUCCUUCCCCCCUGGUUUAUAACUCUCCACGGCAAUACGCUUCUGCUCUUCGAAUGACGCUGGACACUCGUAAGGAACUUCGUAAGAGCAAGAAAGUAGCUAGAUUUUGGAAGCACUUGGCGAAGAUGGACGGCCAACACCUGGAGGCUGUCACACCGUCCGCGUCCAACAUUCCAUCUGUUUGCGAGUCUAACCUGACACCAGACCGCCGGACCGCCCUUCAAAUGCUGAUUGCCCGACGUCGUCAAUAUCUCAGAGCUGUCUAG
Messenger RNA from Laccaria bicolor S238N-H82, 741 nucleotides. RefSeq lists its product as uncharacterized. Bases 1 to 741 code for a protein of 246 amino acids. The transcript has 2 exons. The record is from RefSeq and is a predicted model, not a curated record. Lineage: Eukaryota; Fungi; Basidiomycota; Agaricomycetes; Agaricales; Hydnangiaceae.